Molecule: messenger RNA, 2617 nt
Organism: Archocentrus centrarchus (flier cichlid)
Lineage: Eukaryota; Metazoa; Chordata; Actinopteri; Cichliformes; Cichlidae
Gene: phf10
Product: PHD finger protein 10
Exons: 12
Coding region: 69-1547 (492 amino acids)
Cellular component (GO): npBAF complex
Source: RefSeq, a predicted model, not a curated record
GAGAAUUUGCCGGCGAAGAAGGAACGAGCUCCUGAGCUAGCUUAGCUGCAGAACUCAUUUAGCGAAAUAUGGCUGCUGUGCUCCCCGUCAGGCCGCCCUGCGAUAGCAACCCCGCUACCCCCGGAGCACAAUCCAUAAAGGAGGAUGUGAUAGAAGAAGUGUCCAAUGAUGGCAGCCAACCUCCCAAGAGAAGAAGAAUGGGUUCAGGGGACAGCUCUCGAAGCUGUGAUACCUCCAGUCAAGAGCUCGGUCCGACAUAUUUCCCAGCAGAAAACCUGACAGAAUACAAAUGGCCACCAGACGAUACAGGAGAGUACUAUAUGCUGCAGGAGCAGGUCAGCGAGUAUCUGGGAGUCACAUCAUUCAAGAGGAAGUAUCCUGAUAUGGAGAGGAGAGACUUGUCCCACAAAGAGAAGCUCUACCUUCGUGAACAGAAUGUCAUCACUGAGACACAGUGCACUUUGGGUUUGACAGCUCUGCGGAGCGAUGAGGUGAUCGAUCUGAUGAUAAAGGAAUAUCCGACCAAACACUCAGAGUAUUCGGUCAUACUUCAGGAGAGGGAGCGACAGAGAAUAGCAAAAGAGUACUCUCAAAUGCAACAGCAGAACCCUCAGAAGGUGGAGGCCAGCAAAGUUCCCGAGUAUAUAAAGAAGGCGGCAAAAAAAGCUGCAGAGUUCAACAGUAACUUUAACAGGGAGCGCAUGGAAGAGAGGAGAGCUUACUUUGACCUCCAGACACAUAUCAUCCAGGUGCCACAGGGCAGGUUUAAAGUGCUGGCUCCAGAGCUAACCAGGACAGGGCCCUACCCUGUGGCUCUCAUACCAGGACAGUUCCAAGACUAUUAUAAAAAGUACUCUCCAAAUGAGCUGCGAUACCUGCCGCUGAACACAGCUCUGUUCGAGCCUCCACUGGAUCCGGAACUUCCUGCGCCGGACUCAGAGCCUGACUCAGAUGAUGCUGAGGAUGGCAAGGAUGACAAGAAGAACAAGAACUCCUCUGAUAGUUCUUCAGGCAACACAUCAGACGUGGAGAGCCAGGAGGGUGGAGGAGGACACGGCCACAAGUCCAAGGCCAAAGACAGGACAGCAACUCCAGGCAAAGAGGGCAGCCAGCGCCAUUCUGCGUCCCAGAAAACCACCCCAGGGUACAAGCCUAAGGUCAUUCCCAGUGCUAUAUGUGGCAUUUGCCAGAAGGGUAAAGAGGCCAACAAGAAAGGCAAGCCAGAGGCUCUCAUUCACUGCUCCCAGUGUGAAAACAGUGGCCACCCGUCCUGCUUGGACAUGAGCGAGGAGCUGGUGAGCAUGAUUCAGACAUACCGCUGGCAGUGCAUGGAGUGUAAGACCUGCACCGUGUGCCAGCAGCCCCACCACGAAGACGAGAUGAUGUUCUGCGACAUGUGCGACCGAGGAUAUCACACCUUCUGCGUAGGAAUGGACUCCAUACCUACAGGGCUUUGGAUAUGUGAAGUUUGUGACAGAGAUUUCACCACACCCAAGAAGAAAGGAGGAGCCAAAACACCUAAGAAGUCCAAGUCAGCUCAGAAAUGAUUAACAGGUCCAUCAAAAUAAUCCCAUUACUAAAUUCUGCACAAAUGCACUGUCGUUAGAAGCUGUAAAACUUGAAAAUUACAUAAGUGUAUGACCCAACAGUUUUAAUGGAGAAAGAUAAAUGCAUAGUUCAUGAGCCAUAAAAGAAAAAAGUGAAGCCUUCCAAAUAACAAAAAAUCCAAACACAAGAUCCUGAGUUCCUGUUACUGCUUGAAAACAAAUGUAUCUUUUCUGUGGCAAGCCUAUAAUUUAAAACACAAUUCUCAUCAAUAAGCCAAAUCAGUGCAUUGAGUUUUUAUUAACUCUUGUAUGUGAUUCUACAUUAACUUUAUGUCCAGAUAAGGGAUUAACUUCAGCAGAGCAGCUCAGAGAAUGAACUCCAGCUACAGAAAUGAUGCAACAAAGCUAAACUGGAAAUUGUGUCCUUCCAAACGUACUGCACUGAAUCCUUUGACCACUAACAGUGUCGACUGUUCCUUCAUUAAAUUGUACAGUUUCUGCCUCAUUGUGUUGCUGCAGUGAUAACCUGUUUGCUGGGAAAUUGUUUCAGUUAAAAAAAAUGGUGCUUUUGAUCCUUUUGCUACUGAAACAAUAGAUCUUUUUUCUUUCAAAAUUACAUCCUUGUAUGUUUUUUUUUUUAUAUCUUUUGAAUUAUUUUUUAUGUAUUUUGAUAAGGUGGGAUUUAAUGAGUCAAGCCAGUAAAAUCUUAUUUAAAUCAAUAAUGACGUGGUGCUUCUCAUCCUAUGUGUUAACGUGUAAAAGACACUGGCUGUCAGACCUCAUAUCUGCAGGAGUAUUCAGGUUUUGGGAGUGAGCCUUAAUUACCAAAACAGUCUCAGAAAAAUUGAACCACUCGUAAUUACACUGAAUUGUAAUUACGCUGAAUUUAACACCCAUCAGCUUGAUGGUUAAUUGAUGGUUCUGCAAUCAACUUAAAAUGUUUCUUUUUCUGUUGUCCUGCAAUAAGCAGGUUGAUAAUCUUACAUUCAUUUGUUGUUGAAUAUAUUGUCUUGGUUACUGAAGUUUGAUGUGUUCUUUUUUUUUUCAAUAAAAUCUUAAAAAAAGAAUGA